CGACUCACGACUCACCGUGGCCGCGGAGUGACAGCUCGCCGAGCUCGAGCUGUCAUCAGCGGUGUUCGCGCGCGCGUCACGUACCGUGGUUCGCGUUUUUCGUACUGCGAGUAUACGUGCCGGUGCCGGUGACGCGCAGCGUGCUCGUGCCGGUUACGCGGGACGCGUUCUGUCAGUGUCACCGGUGAUACUCGUUACGAAAUCGCGUCUUUUUUUCCCCCGUCGAAAAAGCCGAACGGCCGCCGCGCACGGUGGGUGCGCACGCAAGGGAGAACGGCUCCGCUCCGCUCGCCGCCGCCGGCUCGGCCAGUCUACUGGAAGAUUCCAUUGUGAGAGUGGGCUUUCGAAAAGUUUCGCGGAAACCACCGGCGAGGCCUACACGGACAAUCAUCGCCGAGCCAUCGGGACGUUGUUCAGGACAGACCAGGUGCUUCAUGGACUAGAGUAACAUCCUUGGAAGAAAGUAGACUAUCAUUCGGAAAAUUAUUUAGAAAAUUUUGCGAAGAGUUCGGUAAAAUAACGUGUGCGAUAAUAAUGUAAAGGAAAAUGUGAUUCUCGGUCAGUGAUUACUGAUUACGUUGAUACAGAAAAAAAGCAAGAAACGAACUGUAUAAUAGAAACCGUGGUAGUAAAGUAAAGAGAAGAAGAGAAAGAUAAGCACUAUAUAAAAGGUACAGAAAAAUAGAAGAAAGAAGAGGAGAGACGCAUUGCGAUCGCAUCCGAUCAAGCUAAAACGUUCUCUCGGUCGAUCGUUUUCUCUGUGGAAGUUGACGAUUACAGUAGCUGUUUCGAGAGAAGAUUGCUCGACGAGCUCGCAAAAUAGGCGAAGGUACCGUCUCUCUGGGAAAAAGAGAAAAGGCGAAUUGGAAGGAAGAAAAGUGUAGAUAUCCCGCUGGUCCAUCGCACACUGUUUAUCCUGGGAAUCGAGCCGAGCGCCCGGGCGCCUCGAUACUCCGUGCGAUUGCUUUCAAAGACGAAAGAAGGAUUCCGCAAGGAUCGGGUAGAAGGAAAACAACGUGCGCAACGAUACAGGAAAAGAGAGAUGUACCGAGAACCGAGCAGUUCGUCGGGCAGCGGCGCUUCUACCAAGGGCGACGAAGUCGAACUCGUCAGUAGAUUCCUGGCGCCGCUCUGCGCCAGAGACGAAGCGGCAAGGAACAUCGCCUUGGCUGCGGCCAGGACUACCGUCGAAGGAUGGCUGGGUGGCGUCAGCAGCCCAAAUCGCUGGGAGGACGCCGGCGACAUCGAGGACAUCAAGACCGCGAGUGGGAAAUUUUCCAGUUCUCAGGACGGAAGAUACGAUAUGAGCAUCGAACGGUCGCCGACGAGAUCGUCGCCGAGAAAUGUGCAGCAGCAGCAGCUGUUGCACGACACGUUCCGGACGGAAGGCUUCUUUCCGCAAAGCAUCAAUGACAAUCCACCUCCGUUCCUCGAGGAGAACAAUCCGGAAUGCUCGUUCGAUUGCGUGGAUGGUCGUCUUUUGAACGAAAGGCGAUUUCGCGAGCGAUACGCCAGCGGCGACGGCGUCGAGAGUUGCAGGUCCGGUCAUUCGACGUCUUCAGACGAGGGUAGUAAGAGUUUCAAUAUUGAAGGCAGAUGCCCGCGCUUCGGCUCGAACAGCGAGACUGAGAGGAAGCAUCCUGGUUCAUCGUCGAGUGACAGAUCGACAAGCGAUGACUAUUGCUCUGGCAGGACGAAGAACAAUUACGUGAAAGUGAAGGGCGCUAAGCAGAAGCAGCUGGAAGAUGACGAGCUUGAUGCGGAUACCCGAGUGUACGGCAAAAGUCCGAAGUUCGAUGACAACCUGAGCGGCCUCGCGUCAUUCGACUGUCGGAAUCUGAAUCGCCGAGCCAAGAUUGUCGCCAGCGGCGACCUGCUAACGCACGAACAGCGCCGAUACUACGACGCCGGCACCGACGACGACGUCUCUUUCAAUGACAGCGAGGCGGCGCGCAGCGACGGGGUUGUCUUUAACACUCUCGACGGUUUCGAAAACGAGAACGAUCUAUCACCUUUCUACCAUCAGGAUAUGAACUUGGAGAACCGCGAGACAGCGGUCUAUGAUGACAUACCGGAGGAUUCUCGCCGGACGCAGCAAGACUAUUUGCGCAAGAACGAUGAGAGGAAGUUUAGUGCCGGUCAGAUCAAAAGGCCGCUCUCGCAGGACGAGGACGUGUCUUCGAAGAGCGGCCGGGUGCUCGAGAGCCCUGAAGUGACACCCGGCGACGUCGGCAGGAUGCUGAAUCUUGGUAACGCUUUGGACGGACCCAGGCAAGCACAGGCUAACAAGUACCUCAGUCUGGUGACGUUGCAUCUGCCGGUGAUACUGAGGCUCAGCGUUAAUUGCCCCUUCCAGAACGUUAGAAUCAAGUGUGCGGAGAUCCUCCAGAUGGUUAAGGAGAGAGGACUUCCAGUACCGGUGCCCGCCUUCGAUGGACCUAGUGCCUUCGUCCCUCUCUCGGAGUUGCCGGAUCUAAACAAUCUCGAUGAAAAGACGCAUGUCCUGUUGAUGGAUGCAUUUCUACAGAACAACAGGCUCGAUCAUGUUUCGAGGGUAAUGUCCUCGCACCCAUCCUAUUUGGAACAUUUCCUUCGGACCCAGCAAUUCGUUCUUCGGGGUGACGGUCCACUUCCUUAUGACUACAGACAUCUCAUUGCCAUUAUGGCUGCGGGUAGGCACCAAUGUAGCUACCUUAUAAACCUGCAGAAGGGAGAGUUCCUUCUUCAGGGCGGUGACCCCUCAUGGCUCCAAGGCCUUAGAUCGAUUCCGGGGAAGCUGCAAGAUCUCUAUGAGAUCAACAAGAUCCUAGCUCAUAGACCGUGGCUCCUGAAUAAAUCGCACAUAGAGAAAUUGACUAAGGGCGAUGAUAAUUGGUCCUUAGCGGAGGUUGUCCAUGCGAUAGUUCUAUUAGCCCACUUCCACUCGUUAUCCUCUUUCGUAUUUUCUUGUGGAAUUAAUGAAGAAUUGGAUAACGUAACUGGUCAUCACUAUAAGGAGAACAUCCAGGACAAUAGUAGUAAGAUACCACCUGCCAAAGAUAAGCUCAUGAGCCCUAAAAAGAUCCCCAACGGAGAUGGCAAGACUGAAAAUUUACCGUCGCCGCCGUCGUCACCGAGCAUAGUUGGCGAGCAGGAAGUCGGAGUGGAGACUCUGAUGGAACGUAUGAAGCGUCUCUCGGAAAAAUCCGAGUCCUAUCAGAUCACGCAGGAGGAGCUUUCCAAGAGAUUCGAGACUGUUGAGACGCAAUCGGCCGAGCUGGCAGCAGCGCCGCAAAGGAGCAGCUCGGUCCUCGACUCCGAUAUCGGUCUAUUCAUCGAGGAUCCCACUUUCAUCUAUCAGGAUUUCGCCAAGCGCGGUCAGUUGAACGACAUACCGACCUUCCGCGUCCAGGACUAUUCCUGGGAUGAUCACGGUUAUUCCUUGGUGAAUCGUCUGUACAAUGAUGUCGGUAAUCUUCUCGACGACAAAUUCAAGACCGCAUACAAUUUGACAUACUAUACCAUGGGCACGCAUAACAAGGUCGAUACGUCGCGCUUUAGACGGGCGAUCUGGAACUACAUACAGUGUAUGUUCGGCAUCAGGCAUGACGAUUACGAUUACAAUGAGGUGAAUCAAUUGCUCGAGCGUAGCCUCAAAACCUUCAUCAAGAGCGCCGUUUGCUAUCCGGAGCGCGUUACAAAGAGGGAUUAUGAUCGCGUCAUGAGAGAAUUCAAACACAGUGAAAAGGUCCACGUGAACCUGAUGAUUCUAGAGGCUCGCAUGCAAGCAGAACUGCUGUAUGCCCUUCGUGCCGUGAUGCGGUAUAUGACCUAAAGCGAAGUUCCGCGUCGCUCCCUCGUUUGUCCGCUGUCUAUCAGUCUGCAGUUUGUCGAUUUGUUUUCUCGCGCCAUGCUCUAUGCCGUAAAUUCGCAGACUUCCUGUGCGCGGCAUAGAAGGAGCAGACAAGCGCGAUAUCAUCGAGUCUUAUACAGAACAUCACACACAUAUGCAUGCGCUAUCAUGAGGCCGUUUCAACGUCGACUCGUGAAUUGCGGCGAUAGCGAGCAAUCGCGAUUCUUCAGCGAGUGCUGAAAAAGGCGAUAGUGGAAGAGCAAAAGGA
Messenger RNA from Acromyrmex echinatior (Panamanian leafcutter ant), 4100 nucleotides. It is a transcript of the gene Sesn, whose product is annotated as Sestrin. The record is from RefSeq and is a predicted model, not a curated record. Gene Ontology annotation, cellular component: nucleus. NCBI's taxonomy places the organism in Eukaryota, Metazoa, Arthropoda, Insecta, Hymenoptera, Formicidae. Gene Ontology annotation, molecular function: L-leucine binding; oxidoreductase activity, acting on peroxide as acceptor. Gene Ontology annotation, biological process: positive regulation of macroautophagy; regulation of response to reactive oxygen species; negative regulation of TORC1 signaling.